This is a messenger RNA of Mycena indigotica, 1149 nucleotides long. Its product is annotated as Manganese superoxide dismutase. Gene Ontology annotation, biological process: superoxide metabolic process. The transcript is spliced from 3 exons. Gene Ontology annotation, molecular function: metal ion binding; superoxide dismutase activity. The record is from RefSeq and is a predicted model, not a curated record. Bases 1 to 1149 code for a protein of 382 amino acids. Lineage: Eukaryota; Fungi; Basidiomycota; Agaricomycetes; Agaricales; Mycenaceae.
AUGAACUUCCUAUGUCGUUCGCGACCUUCCCUCCUUCACGCUCGCCGUUCCUUGCUGCCAUCCGGUAGUCGUGGCGUCUCGGGGCAGUUUGACCACCUCCCGCUCCCCCUUCCUUACGACAUAAAAGCUGGCCUGGGCAACUUUCUUCCACCUGCUGCUCUUGAGACUGUUGCUGUCGAGUACCAACUUGGCUUGUUGGCAAGGCUAACGGAUGAAGUGCGCCACACUGAAGAAGAUGGCUUCUCUGUAACACAAACUGUCAUUAGUACGGCUCCCCACCGCCAUAAAACGCUUGCAUUCAACUAUGCAAGCCUUGCCCUCAACAAUAGUUUCUUCUUGGGAAAUCUAACUCCCGACCCUGUUAUGUCCAGUGAAAACGCCAUCACCACCAACCUGGCGCGUCAGAUCCGCUCAGACCACGGGGGCGUCGACCAGCUCAAAUCCGCCUUCUCCGCUGCUGGGAUGGGAAUGUUCACGUCUGGCUAUGUCUGGUUUGUUACCGACAAAUAUGGAAGCACGUCUGUUAUCCCCACCUUCGGGCCCGGGACCCUGCUCGUGCGGUCACGCACCUACAUGGCCGAAGACCAUCCAACACUAUGGCACCGCCAGCCAUCAACUAGCCCAUAUACGUGGGAUCCCACCAGGCAAUUCACUCGGAAAUACCUAUCCAACUGGGGUGUCGACGGGAAAGGGACGAUACCUGACCUCAUUAACCCCAGACUACUCUCAAAAACGAUCCUCACUGCCGAGUCACAGCAAGCAAUGGCAGAACUAGAAAAGGAAGAGAACGAACGAACCCCUCCUCCUCCCAAACCAGCACCAUCUUACCAGAUGCGAUUCAUGCACACAAGUGCGCGGCUUCGACAAUCCAGCGAGGAGGACAAGCCAAACUUCAUGGCCCAACCGGCCAGUAUCCAUGGGCCAACCGAAGCCGCUCGUGAACUUGUCGUGAAACCCAAAAGCACUGCAGCAGCUUUACAUAUUGGGGAGGUAUUGUAUCCUCUCUUUUGCGUGUCUGUUCAUGAACACGCCUGGCUAUCAGCUGGAUAUGGGGUUUGGGGGAAGGAAGCGUGGUUACGCGAGUUUUGGAGUGUCCUCAACUGGAACAAAGUCAGCCAGGCAUAUGAAUCUAUUCUUAGUUCCAAGUAG